AAAGUUGGACAGGCGAAUAGAAGAAGCCGUACCUGCAGGACAACAACUACAAGAGCUCGGAAUGAGACUUAGAUGUGAAGACCUCGGAUCGGAUCAGGAUGAGUACCUGGACGAAGAACAAAUGAUGAUGGAUAGGUCGCCCGACGAAAUCGAAUCCAACGAUGGAGAACUGGACGAACUGGAUUCCGAUAAUGAUCUAGGCGAUGAUGUGAUGAACACCACUAGUGACGGCGAACGAAUUAUUUACCCGUGGAUGAAAAAAAUUCACGUUGCUGGCGUUGCAAACGGCUCAUACCAACCAGGAAUGGAACCGAAACGCCAACGUACUGCCUACACUAGACAUCAAAUUUUAGAAUUGGAGAAAGAGUUCCAUUACAACCGCUAUCUUACUCGUCGACGGCGGAUAGAAAUAGCCCACACACUGGUUCUGUCUGAGCGUCAGAUUAAAAUAUGGUUUCAAAAUCGGCGGAUGAAGUGGAAAAAAGAUAACAAACUUCCCAAUACGAAAAAUGUUCGAAAGAAAAACGGCGAUCAAGGUAAAAACAACACCGCAUCAAACACAACGGGCGGUCCCGGGAAAAAAGGUCGCAAAGCGAACUCGUCAAGUUUAACAAACGCGAAGAAGCAAAUGAGUCUUCAAAACGAAUGUCUUCGCACAGAGAGCCUUGAAAGCAUGACGGACAUCCAUAAUUCAUUGAAUGGAAGUAAUCUUGCUUCAGUUCCUUAUAUUUCUGCAUCAGACGUAACCGGAGUGUUGACCACAAAUACCAACAACAAUAAUAUCAACCAAGACUCGUCAACGUCUCACGGUCAACAGCAGUCGUCACUCUUAAGCAACUCAACGGUGGCCAAUAAUGUAAAUAACGCAGUUGCGCAUUCCAUUAGUAUUAAAAAUGAUUAUGAUCUCACUGCUCUCUAGGAUAACAUGUAGUGUAAGAACUGCUCAGAUCUAAUUUAUUAAUAUAAAUCCACCGAAAAUCUAGACCAUUUAAAAAUCUAUCCGAAAG
Ochlerotatus camptorhynchus is the source of this 1007-nucleotide messenger RNA. It is a transcript of the gene Dfd, whose product is annotated as Deformed. The coding region runs from base 62 to 919 and encodes 285 amino acids. The transcript is spliced from 4 exons. Lineage: Eukaryota; Metazoa; Arthropoda; Insecta; Diptera; Culicidae. Gene Ontology annotation, cellular component: nucleoplasm; nucleus. Gene Ontology annotation, biological process: positive regulation of transcription by RNA polymerase II; anterior/posterior pattern specification. Gene Ontology annotation, molecular function: DNA-binding transcription factor activity, RNA polymerase II-specific; RNA polymerase II cis-regulatory region sequence-specific DNA binding. The record is from RefSeq and is a predicted model, not a curated record.